Molecule: messenger RNA, 648 nt
Organism: Kalmanozyma brasiliensis GHG001
Lineage: Eukaryota; Fungi; Basidiomycota; Ustilaginomycetes; Ustilaginales
Exons: 2
Coding region: 1-648 (215 amino acids)
Source: RefSeq, a predicted model, not a curated record
AUGGUCGACUUUGACAAGAUCAAGGCUGCGCUCGGCAUUGACCCCACUGCUACUGAGUCCACGGCUGUUCCCAAACUCCUUCAGCUUAGCCGCAUGAUCGGAAUCGGGGACAAGGAGUGGUGGUUUUUCCCUGCACGUUCCGACACCUUCAAAGAUCAUCCUACCUGGAGCUUUAUUCAGAGAUUCGAGGGGGUCUUCGACCUUCUGUCAGUCAUUUACAACCAGCCCCUCCCUAUCAACAUGGAGUUCGCCCGCACGUUCGACUUCAACAUCCUUCUGACGGAGGAGGAAUUCUUGCGCACCGUUCCCCUUCACGCUCGAGCAGUGUACUCUAUGGUGGUUGUCGAUAUGCAGAAGUGGUUCUACCCAAGCCGUGAAUACAGGCAGGCUCGAGGCGAGGAUCCGAUGCCCCUAGAGGUUGAAAAAGCCUCCUUCUUCUUGACCCUGUGCCUUCCUCAGGCGACUGCGGACGAAGCGACCCUGCGAGAGGCCAUCAGAGUUGCAGGGGAAGUGAGCGCUAAGGCUCUCCAACGCCGCGGAAAGUUCACCGAUGCUCGACCCGUCUCCGAGGACGAGCUUUCAGGGCUGAGGCGCCAAUAUGAUCUUGGCGACGCUAACAUUUGGCACCGCCAAAUUAUUGGCGGUUAA